This is a messenger RNA of Aspergillus luchuensis, 471 nucleotides long. RefSeq lists its product as uncharacterized. The transcript has a single exon. Lineage: Eukaryota; Fungi; Ascomycota; Eurotiomycetes; Eurotiales; Aspergillaceae. The record is from RefSeq and is a predicted model, not a curated record. The coding region runs from base 1 to 471 and encodes 156 amino acids.
AUGCGAUUCUGGUCCUGGCUUCGGGGAGAGCCCAGAUGCGAAUACUACUACAAAAAACGCCUUGAGGAGAUUAGAGAUCAAAUUGGCGAUGGCACUCCAAAAGAUCCAGUCAAGAAAUGGAUAACCGAGUACAAUGAUGAGGAAGCGCUGGGAUUUGCCAUUCUACAGCGCCAGCGUCGUCUAGAGAAUGAGAAACAGAUGGCGGGGGCGCACCAACAGCAACAGCAAUUCCGGCGACGACGGUGCAAGCAGUGCCAGUAUCAGGAGGAGAUGUGCAGUGCUUGCCAUGAAGCGACGCAGGCAGCAGAUGUCCCACCGUCCUACUCGAGCCAGUUCCCAGAGAAUCUCGAACGAGAUCUGGCCAAGCUGCGCGAAGAGCUUUGUAAGAAUCGGGCUCGCUUGGAGGCAAUAAGCCAAAAGCUCUCGGAUAGCAGGAGUUGGUGGGCCUUAUAUGCUAUGGUUCCACGCUGA